This is a messenger RNA of Kwoniella mangroviensis CBS 8507, 3939 nucleotides long. RefSeq lists its product as uncharacterized. The transcript has 6 exons. Bases 1 to 3939 code for a protein of 1312 amino acids. Gene Ontology annotation, molecular function: DNA-directed DNA polymerase activity; deoxycytidyl transferase activity; damaged DNA binding. Gene Ontology annotation, biological process: error-free translesion synthesis; error-prone translesion synthesis. NCBI's taxonomy places the organism in Eukaryota, Fungi, Basidiomycota, Tremellomycetes, Tremellales, Cryptococcaceae. The record is from RefSeq and is a predicted model, not a curated record. Gene Ontology annotation, cellular component: nucleus.
AUGUCACAACGUGAUCAAAAUGGUACAACACCACCACCUCCAUCGACCUCAUCCACUUUCCCACUAUCCUCUCCCUCAUUCUGGACAGAAGCAGCCGCAGUCGUGUUGCCCUCCCCUCCUCCGCUUAAGAGAGUCCGAGAGGAUCUCAGCUCACCUCAAUCGGACUAUACAGUAUUCCCAGAGAUAGACCAAGAGCCACGACCAGAAGUCAAGAGAGGUCGAUAUGAUUCACCAUCCACUUCAACCACUUUAUCGUAUCUACCCAAACGGAGUGAUUUCUUGGAUUUGGAUUUAGACGAUCCUCAUUCGUACCUUGCCAAUCCCGAAUAUGCUCCUAACAAAUUCGGUGAUAUAGGAGAUUAUAUGAGAAAGAAGGAGAUCAAAGUCCAAACUCAGAAUCGUGAUAUAGCUCUUGCAUCAGCCAUCGAAGGUCUUCCUCAGAUCUUCUCAGGUCUAUCAUUCUAUAUCAAUGGAAAUACCACUCCGCCGAUGGAAGAAUUGCGCAAAAUGAUCUUACAACGUGGUGGAGAGGUCAGACCAGUUUUGAGAAAUAAGGGGAUGGUCAAGUUUAUCAUUGCGCCGAUGUUGACUCAAAGCAAAUUCAAGCAGUUCCAGAAUUACAAGGUAGUAAGGGAAGGAUGGAUAACGGAGAGUUGCAAAAUGGGUAAAUUGCUGGAUUGGAGGAAUUGGAAAUUACAGAUUAUGGGUGGGUGGGAACAGACUAGUAGGAAAGGCUUUGAAGGGUUCUUGAAGAGUCAACAAACACCUACGCAGCUGGCGAAUCAGGAAGAGGACGAGGAGGAAAUAGAGGAAUGGAAAUUGGAUGGAUCGAAAGGUAUCAUACCUAAAGCAGCAUCGUCGAAAGCGUCCGAAGCGAAUUCCAAGCUUGAGCAGAUUCCAAAGGAAGAAGAACUGAAAGUCAAAGUACCUAGUCCGAUCAGAUUGCCAAUAUCGACCCAAUCUCUUCUCGCUUCUCAUCCCUAUCGGACAUCUGCCAUACCCAUCAGCCCUCAAAAAGCUCCUCGUGGUACCGCCUCUCCGGUGAAACAAGGAUCACCUUCUCCCGCUCCUCUACCACCGAAAAUCCAGAAACCAGAGGGGACUUGGGAAUACUACUACUCGAAAGAAUCGAACGAGCAUGCCGCUCAAGCUUUGAAGAACGAUCAAUGGCGUAUAAAGAAUACGGCUGAAAGGGGCAAUGAAGGUGGUUUUAUCGAUGGAUACUAUCAGAACUCUAGGUUACAUCAUCUGGCAACAUGGAAAUCCGAAUUGAAAGUCCUGGUAGCAGAUGCUCAAAAACGUUCAGAGGAAUUAUCAUUAUCUGCUCCUUCAUCGAAUACGAUAUCUCCUUUCUCCUUGGCGAAUUCAGCAUUACCAUCUACCAGGAAUAUAGAUCCAGCUGGGAGUGGGGCAAGAGUGAUUUUCCAUGUUGAUUUUGAUUGUUUUUUCGUUUCUUGUGGAUUAGCAACUCGACCUCACCUGAAAGGUAAACCCACAGUUGUGUGUCAUUCUCAAGCGGGAAAGAACGUAGUUAGUACUUCAGAAAUUGCUAGCUGUUCCUAUGAAGCUAGAGCCAAGGGUAUCAAGAACGGUAUGAGCCUGGGUAGAGCUAGGACAUUGGUUGGGGAAGAAUUGCAGACUAUACCGUACGAAUUUGAUACGUACAAGAAAUACUCCUUGGCAUUUUACACGGUAUUGAUGGGUUAUGCGGACGAACUUCAAGCUGUGUCGGUGGACGAGGCGUUGAUCGAUGUGACUAGUGCUGUGAACGCUAGGGCUAUGGCUCCUGAAGAGGCAUUGGCCACUAAUCAAGUGGAAUCCUUCAAUGGAAAUACAACCAAUACAAGCAAAGCUCGAGAUCCGGCAUUAGAAGUUGCUGAGAAGAUUAGAGAUGAGGUACGGAAACUUACCGACGGGUGUGAAGUGUCAAUCGGUAUAUCGCACAAUAUCCUCCUCGCCAAAUUAGCCACCCGAUCUGCAAAACCAGCAGGCGUAGCACACCUCUUACAUCCGGACAUACCGAAAUUCCUCGCACCUCUGGAUGUCGAAGAUUUCCCUUCUAUUGGACAUUCGAUCAAAUCCAAAAUCGAGGAGAAAUUUGGCACCACCAAUGUGGAGGGAUUAUUGGGUGUGAAUAAACUGUCGUUUCAGCGUGUGCUCGGACCAAAGACUGGUGAGAUGGUGUACGGAUAUCUGAGAGGUAUAGAUGAGAGAAAAUUAGAACCUGAUAGAAUCAGGAAGAGCAUUAGUGCUGAGAUGAAUUACGGAAUACGAUUCCAAAAUCAUGAUCAAGCUGAAAUCUGCAUCAACGAUCUAGCUUUGGAAGUUGCAAAAAGAAUGAAAAACGUCGGUGUGAAGGGGAAACAAAUCACUCUGAAAUUGCUGAAGAGACAUCCUGAUGCCCCGAUAGAACCGCCUAAAUUCCUCGGACACGGGUGGUGCGAGACCUUCAAUCGAUCUUCUUCGAUAUCAGGACUCCGAAAUAAUCCCACCGAUGACCCCGAGGUGCUUGCAAGAGAAAGUGUCAAAUUGCUCAAAGCACUCAAUCUCGAUCCAGUGGAAUUGAGAGGUGUGGGUAUACAGGUUACCAAGCUUGAUACGGAGGAUAAAGACAAGGCCAAAGAAAGAGAGGUCGGUCAAGGGGUUUUGAGAUUCCAGCCGAAACGACUUCAGAACGCCAUUCAAGCGCAAGAGAGCAUUCCCCCAUCUGUCGAAAAAAAUGAACCGCUUGAACCCGAUAUUCCGGAUUCAGUACAGGCAAAUGAACAGCAGUCGCAUUCCCUAUCUCCAAGCCGCUCACCUGAAGUCGAGGGACCUAUCGAUAAAUCACCUACGUCUCAGCCAGAAGCCGGUCCUUCGCGUCUGCCCGCUACCGAAGAAGAUGAAGGCAUCGAUCCUUCUUUUCUUGCCGCUCUACCUCCAUCACUCCAGGAAGAAGUCCAACGCGAUUACGCCUGCGCAAAGGCUCAAAAUCGAUCAUCUCGCGCAGACUCUGAGAGGCCAACUUCCAGUGUACAUGUCGAAGAAACCGCUACUCGAGCCUCCACAGUUUCACCUGUCAAGAAACAACAUGCUGCAGCUCACAUCACUCGGCAGCUACGACCAAAGUUGAAAACUCAACUGAAGGCUAAUCAAUUAGCCAACAGACCGUUGUUUAGCGCGUGGAAUAAAGCUCAGGCGAAAGAUGAUGGUUAUGUGUAUGAGCAGGAAAUCGUAGAUUUGACUUCAUCGGAUCCGCUACCCGUUGAAGUCCAGGAUGAGGAGAUCGGAGGGUAUAAGUUGAGUGAAUUGUUGGAAUUGGGUAUAGAUAAAGAAGUGUUCGAAGCUUUACCUGAUGAUAUGAGGAAAGAAGUGAUUGAUGAAGAAAGACGUAAAGCCGGUAGAAGGAAGAUUCUAACUAGACCGGGAAACGGUAGAUUAACUUCCAACUCAAUGUCUGUCUCACCUUCCAAAGCUGCCGCCGCAGGUAGCAGAAGUAGAGGUCCAUCUGUACCUUCCAAUGGGAAGAAAGUAACAGAUACAUUAGCGAUUACCAUAUCCAAGCCUCUUAAACCUGCUUUAUUCAAAUCUACCGAGAUUGAAGAUAUACUGGGUGUGAUUGAGAAAUGGAUCGAAUCGCGGAAUGGGUCCAGUCCUGCUCAGCGGGAUAUAGAUAAAGUUAAAAAUUGGUUGAUCAAGACUAUGAGUACGUCAGGGGUGAUAGGAGGGGUUGAAAGGUGUAUAGAAGUUGUAAGGUAUAUGAGGAUGAUAUUGAGGGAGAAAUACCCUCUACAGGAGGAUAUGGUCUUCAAGAAUCAGGAUACACGCACGGAAGAGGAGGGAGAAGGGGAUGAAGAUGAAAAUCGCGUAGGGAGAUCUUGGUGGGUUGUCUGGAAAGAUUAUCAAGACGCGGUUCAGGAGAGGGCGAAGAAGUCGUUCGGGGCAGAGUUGAAGAUAUAA